CGGUCGUGGUUUCCUGUUCCGGUCACUAUUAUACUCUUUCCGUUGUGUGAAUUUUCUCAGUGAGUCGGGUUAGUUAUCAUGGCUGUUGGGAAGAAUAAGGGCCUUUCGAAGGGUGGGAAAAAAGGCGUCAAGAAGAAGAUUGUGGAUCCCUUUACAAGAAAAGAUUGGUACGAUGUGAAGGCACCGUCAAUGUUCAGCACCCGACAAAUCGGGAAGACUUUGGUUAAUAGGACUCAAGGCACAAAAAUUGCAUCCGAUGGCCUGAAGAAUCGUGUUUUUGAAGUUUCAUUGGCUGACUUGCAAAGUGAUACAGAUGGAGAGAGGUCUUUCAGAAAGUUUAGAUUGGUUGCUGAAGAUGUUCAGGGUAAAAAUGUUUUGACCAACUUCCAUGGAAUGGAUUUAACUACUGAUAAGUUACGGAGUAUGGUUAAGAAGUGGCAGACAUUGAUUGAAGCUCAUGUUGAUGUCAAAACAACAGAUGGAUAUCUACUGAGAAUUUUUUGCAUUGGUUUCACUCACAAGGAUUCUAUGUCUCAAAGGAAGACUUGUUAUGCUCAACAUAAUCAGGUUAGGCAAAUCCGCAAGAAGAUGGUUGAAAGAAUAACCCAAGAAGUCAGUUCAUGCGAUUUAAAAGAAGUCGUUAACAAGUUGCUUCCGGAUUCAAUCGCUAAAGAUAUUGAAAAGUUGUGUCAAGGCAUUUACCCAUUACAUGAUGUUUAUAUUCGGAAGGUGAAGGUACUGAAGAAGCCUCGCUUUGAGUUGUCUAAACUGUUGGAACUUCACGGAGAUGGUAAAGGAAGCACAGAUGAACCUGGUGCAAAGGUUGAUAGACCUGAAGGUUAUGAACCUCCUGUUCAGGAGUCUGUUUAAAUUUACAGAUAAAUAAAUAUUUGGAUAAAGUCUUGGAAAUAAUAUUUUGUAAAUUUCUUUCCCUUAUACUUUACUUUUAGGGCUUGUUUUGAAUUGUGUGUGUUUAAUUAGCGGAGCUUGCCAAACAUGCUUAAUGGUCUGCGAGAUAUUUUUUUACUAUAAUUUUGAUAUACAGCAAUAAGAAAAUGUUUGCCAGAGUGCUGUUGUUUUAAGAAGCUUCAUUAUAGCCGUUGUGUUCUAAUGGAUUUAUUGUAGCACUGGUAUACUUCAUAACACACCAGGAAAGGGUGUCAUUGCUUGUUAUAAACUGUUCAUUAGUGUGAUUUAUUUAUUAAUUUUCAAUUAAGUGGGCAAUUUGUCCAAGUGAGUACAUAAAGAACAGGUAACUCAAAUUACAUCUCAAUCAUGUCAGAAUUAUUCUAAAUACAAGUUCACAUCAAGUACAGUUUAUAUUAUCUACAUGUAGGGAAUAAUAGAAAACAAACCAAUAGGCUAUAGUACCGGCGGAGUAUAAGCGUUGGACAGGAAGGUGUGCCAUUACAACACAUUACUAUGCACAGGGCAACAACUCAAUGACAGAUAAAUGAAGUCUCAAGACAUUGACACACACUGUGAGGCAAUGACAGGUCUCGAUAUAUUUGUAAUCUUUAUGACAGCCUGGUAUGCCUUGGCAGGGGCACUUAUUACUGAUACUAAUGGCAGGGAUCUGUGUGCUUAUUGAGCAACUUACGCGAGUCAGGUAAGCAGCAGUGCUGAACCCUGGAUGGGAGAAAGUGAACACAACCUUGCAAGUUGAUUGCUUCAGACUAGGUUAUAUGACCUACCAUGGUGCAAGGAAUAUGUUACAUGCUGCCAGUGCUAAAACAAAAAUUACAGGGUUAGGAACAUAGUGAUGCUAAUUUUAAGUUGUUUUUUCUUUUUAGUAAUAUUUUGCAAUAUCAAAAUAAAUGAAAAGAAUGAGGUACCACAAUGAAAAUUACAGGAAUAAAAACAAAUUGAGAAUUAUAACUAGGGUAAUGGAUUUUCAUAAGUCAAUUCAUAUUUUUACAGGAACAAUAUACUGCAGUCAAUAUAAUGGUUUACAAGGCAUUUUAAAUGAAUUUUAACUUUUAUUUUACAUGUUACACAUUCCAUCCAAAACCAC
Molecule: messenger RNA, 2014 nt
Organism: Gryllus bimaculatus (two-spotted cricket)
Lineage: Eukaryota; Metazoa; Arthropoda; Insecta; Orthoptera; Gryllidae
Source: the annotation of a GenBank genome assembly